Messenger RNA from Lichtheimia ornata, 804 nucleotides. RefSeq lists its product as uncharacterized. Gene Ontology annotation, molecular function: acyltransferase activity, transferring groups other than amino-acyl groups. Bases 1 to 804 code for a protein of 267 amino acids. The transcript is spliced from 2 exons. NCBI's taxonomy places the organism in Eukaryota, Fungi, Mucoromycota, Mucoromycetes, Mucorales, Lichtheimiaceae. The record is from RefSeq and is a predicted model, not a curated record.
AUGGCACCUUUACCACCUACCUAUCACACUUUUGAUGAGAGCCGAGGACUCAUUCCUAUCAAGACGCUUGAAAAGACUAUUGGCAAAACCUUGUCAAAGCUUUAUCUCUAUGCGGGUCGUUUAUCACCAGCACCACGACGAGGCCGAUCUUCGGUUCAAGAUUUUGGAAAGGGUUGUCUUUUCCAAGUAUGCGAGUUGCUUGAUUCAUUUCAAGAAUACAAAAAGAAUCGGUAUGGUUAUACCACUGUACCUGUGGGCGAUUUGAUGCCGCUCGAUCAGUAUGCUUCCCUUGAUACACCCUUGCUGGGUAUUCAGUUGACUCAAUUACAAGGCGGCCAGGUGCUUGCGUUCUCGUUUCUUCAUCGCAUGUCCGAUGGUUUGGCUGAUGCUACCUUUAUUACCUGCUUGAGCUGUACUUUGCAUAACGAAGAUCCGCCCAUUGAAAUGUACUAUGAUUGGCAACGCCCACCCUUCCAACCUAGCCCCAAAUACGACCACAGCAUUGAUUAUCCUGUGAUGAGUGAAACCUACAAACGUCCAACCAUGAAACUUGAUCAUGACAUGAAGUGCAUCUUUGUGAUUGAUGAUGAUAAGGCAAAUGAACUCAAACGUCAAAUGGAACAAGAAAUACAAGAUCAUGAUUUCAAUAUCACGGUACGUGAUGCUGUUACUGCCUUCAUGUAUCGGGUCAUUGUCAAGGCAAAGAGGAUCAAGGGAAAAUGCGAUUUUGUCUAUGUGGUUGGAAAGCGUCAUGCACAUCCCGAUAAACGGCUUCUGCAGCACUUUGGAAACUAUUUUGCUUAA